Molecule: messenger RNA, 4543 nt
Organism: Rosa rugosa (rugosa rose)
Lineage: Eukaryota; Viridiplantae; Streptophyta; Magnoliopsida; Rosales; Rosaceae
Exons: 6
Coding region: 72-2720 (882 amino acids)
Source: RefSeq, a predicted model, not a curated record
GGAACAAACAUUUCCUUGUCCUCUAGAGAGAGAGAGAGAGAGAGAGAGAGUGAGAAGAGCGAAAGAGAAAGAUGGCGAAGAGUUUAGCUCUAACAGCGAUCACGUUGCUGGUGUUAUGGCUGGCUAUGUCGGUUGGGACUUGGGCUGAGGAAAGUGAAUCAUGGACUGGAUGGCUUUCAAAGUCGCCCGGAUUCAGGCAUGACAAUGAAGUAAACCAAGCUAAUACUGCUUCUGGUCCAUCGGCGCAAGGGAGUUCUCAAAAUAUGGAUUUUUUGCUAGCGGUUCAACAAAAAUUACAGGUAGCUUUUCAGGCCAUUCAACAAGGAAAAAAAGAUGAAGGUCAAGAGAUGCUGAAAGUUAUUGUCACAAUUCUUAUGCGGGAAAAAUCUUUAACUAUAGAACAAAAAGAAGCUAAACUUACCGAGUUUGUGAAGAAUGCUGAGAAGUCACUCAAUCCAGACACUCAAGUGAUUGCUGAACAAUUCCUUCUAGGAGCAAAAGUGGGACUAAAGAUUAAUCAAGCACAGCCAGGUGAUACUGCUUCCGGUCCAUCCGCUCAGGGAAGUUCUCAAAGUACGGAUGUUUUGCUAGCAGUCCAACAAAAAUUAGAAGCAGCUUUUCAGGCCAUUCAGCAAGGACAACAAGCUCAAGGUCAAGAGAUGCUUGUAGAUGCUACCGUUGCUCUUAAACAGGAAAAAUCUUUAACUGUCGAACAAAAAUCAGCUAAACUUACCGAGUUCGUGAAGAAUGCAGAGAAGUCACUCAAUAAAGAGACUCAAGAGAUUGCUGAACAAUUCCUUCUCGGCGCACAAGUGGGAUUCAAGAUUAAUCAGCAACACCAAGCUAAUACUGCUUCUAGUCCAUCCGCUCAGGGGAGUUCUCAAAAUACAGAUUUUUUGCUAGCGGUUCAACAAAAAUUACAAGUAGCUUUUCAAGCCAUUCAACAAGGAAAAAAAGAUGAAGGACAAGAGAUGCUUAAAGUUAUUGUCACAAUUCUUAUGCGGGAAAAAUCUUUAACUAUCGAACAAAAAGAAGCUAAACUUACCGAGUUUGUGAAGAAUGCUGAGAAGUCACUCAAUCCAGACACUCAAGUGAUUGCUGAACAAUUCCUUCUAGGAGCAAAAGUGGGACUAAAGAUUAAUCAAGCACAGCCAGGUGAUACUGCUUCCGGUCCAUCCGCUCAGGGAAGUUCUCAAAGUACGGAUGUUUUGCUAGCAGUCCAACAAAAAUUAGAAGCUGCUUUUCAGGCCAUUCAGCAAGGACAACAAGCUCAAGGUCAAGAGAUGCUUGUAGAUGCUACCGUUGCUCUUAAACAGGAAAAAUCUUUAACUGUCGAACAAAAAUCAGCUAAACUUACCGAGUUCGUGAAGAAUGCAGAGAAGUCACUCAAUAAAGAGACUCAAGAGAUUGCUGAACAAUUCCUUCUCGGCGCACAAGUGGGAUUCAAGAUUAAUCAGCAACACCAAGCUAAUACUGCUUCUAGUCCAUCCGCUCAGGGGAGUUCUCAAAAUACAGAUUUUUUGCUAGCGGUUCAACAAAAAUUACAAGUAGCUUUUCAAGCCAUUCAACAAGGAAAAAAAGAUGAAGGACAAGAGAUGCUUAAAGUUAUUGUCACAAUUCUUAUGCGGGAAAAAUCUUUAACUAUCGAACAAAAAGAAGCUAGACUUACUGAGUUCGUGAAGAAUGCUGAGAAGUCACUCAAUCCAGAGACUCAAGUGAUUGCCGAACAAUUCCUUCUAGGAGCAAAAGUGGGACUAAAGAUUAAUCAGCCACACCCAGAUGAUACUACUUCUGAUCCACCCGCUUCGGGAAGUUCUCAAAGUACAGAUGUUUUGCUAGCGGUCCAACAAAAAUUAGAAGCAGCUUUUCAGGCCAUUCAGCAAGGACAACAAGCUCAAGGUCAAGAGAUGCUUGUAGAUGCUACCGUUGCUCUUAAACAGGAAAAAUCUUUAACUGUCGAACAAAAAUCAGCUAAACUUACCGAGUUCGUGAAGAAUGCAGAGAAGUCACUCAAUAAAGAGACUCAAGAGAUUGCUGAACAAUUCCUUCUCGGCGCACAAGUGGGAUUCAAGAUUAAUCAGCAACACCAAGCUAAUACUGCUUCUAGUCCAUCCACUCAGGGGAGUUCUCAAAAUACGAUUUUUUUGCUAGCGGUUCAACAAAAAUUACAUGUAGCUUUUCAGGCCAUUCAACAGGGAAAAAAAGGUGAAGGACAAGAGAUGCUUAAAGUUAUUGUCACAAUUCUUAUGCGGGAAAAAUCUUUAACUAUCGAACAAAAAGCAGCUAAACUUACCGAAUUCGUGAAGAAUGCUGAGAAGUCACUCAAUCCAGAGACUCAAGUGAUUGCUGAACAAUUCCUUCUAGGAGCAAAAGUGGGACUAAAGAUUAAUCAACCACACCAAGAUGAUACUACUUCCGAUCCAUCCGCUCCGCGAAGUUCUCAAAGUACAGAUGUUUUGCUAGCGACCCAACAAAAAUUAGAAGCAGCUUUUCAGGCCAUUCAACAAGGACAACAAGCUCAAGGUCAAGAGAUGCUCGUAGAUGCUACCGUUGGUCUAAAACAGGAAAAAUCUUUAACUGUCGAACAAAAAGCAGCUAAACUUACCGAGUUCGUGAAGAAUGCUGAGAAGUCACUCAAUAAAGAAACUCAAGAAAUUGCUGAAAAAUUUCUUGAAGGCGCACAAGUGGGAUUCAAGAUUAAUCAGCAACACAAACCCUGAUACUGCCACUACAGCAAAAUCGGUCUUUUACAUCGCACAUUUUACUUGUGCCGUAAAAUACUGUCAUUUACGGCGCACAUCUCAUGUGUGCCGUCAGAAUGUCUUUAUUCAGGUCAUUCAUGGCGUGCAUCUUAUGUGUGCUGUAAAUUAGUUAUCAGGCUUACACAAUAUGUGUACCGUAAAUAAAUUAUUUAAAUAGUUUUUUACGACUUACUUUUCAAGCAUGUCGUAAAUGAGUUAUAAAAUACUAAUAUUUUUUUAUUGAAGUAUAUUAUUUUUUUUUUCUUUUGCUUUGAUUGAAAAACGAAAAACAAAAGCCAUUGGUAUAUGUAUAUUAAAUUGUUCUUCGUUUGUGUUUUUUCAAUCUUCCUUAUUUCAUCUCAGAGUCCAUAGACUCCGACUCGCCGACUCAAUGGUGGUUCACCGUUCACUCCCUCACCGCCUCUCUCUUUUUCCGAUGACCUGUGUUCUCUCCGAAACCUCUCUCCGUCCGCGAAAGAUCGGCUUCCGAUUCAAGCAUUUCCUUCCUUGAGUAUCGUCGGAUCUUGUAUCUCACUCACAGCGAUUCGUGCAUAGCUCGACCUCCAUGGCCAUCAGAGGCGUCGAUUUCAAGUGGUUGAUUACACUACAGUGUUUGUUUUUUGCUUGUUGAUGUUUGUUGAUAAUGGGCUGGCAGCUGGAAUGGGUUUAAGGUGGACUUUGGCAAUGGUGUGCCUGAGAAAACUUCAGUGGAACCUAAAGUAUCUGAGGAAGGGCUUCUUGAUGCUAUUCAGCAGGAUUACUUCCCAUCUGCUUCCAUAGAGAGUUUUGAAUUACCUCUUUCCGAAUCAAAAAGGGUUAGGUCUGAAGGAAAGCUACUAGUCAUCAUUGAUGAUUAUAUAGGCUGCAGUAAGGUAUUACAUUGCCUGUUUUCCUUUUCCUGAAUUAAAAGAGGCUUGGUUUCUAGGAGUUUAACGUUGGUUUAAUAACUAAGAACUUCUGGAAAUUUAAUGGUGAUGGUUACUUUACGAUUGCCUGAUAAAAGGUUCUGUUUUUGUUUGUUCCCACUUUUGGAGGCCAAUAGAAUUUUGUUUUUAUUGUUUUUAUCUUCUGUUCUUAGUUUCCUGUUAUGACUGAUAAUUUUGAUUUAAUGCAUUAUUUGUUUAUUGCUUUUCCAGUAUUUUGAUUCUGGUAAAGUUGAUGUUAAGAUUUUUCAAGAGUUUCAGGUCCUUGAGGUAUUACAGCAUCUCCUGAAUUUCUUUAGGUUUUUCUGAUACUCUGUUUAUUUGCUUUAAGCCAUUGGUUUUGCACUGGUUUGUAGAAGAUGGAAUCUGGAAAUAAAGAGUCUCAAAAGAAAAAUUCACUGGAAGAGUUUGAUUCUGAAGUAGGAGUUGAUGCUGUCAAGCAUGACCAUUUUCCAUGUGCCUCAACAAGGGUACUGUGAAAAUUGUUAGAGUUACUAGUCCAUUCAGUAAUUUCUUUGUUACUGUAUGUGGUAAUCACUUGUUGAUUGUGCUGGUUUAGUAAUUUCAGCAUGUGUUGAGGUGAAAGCUCAAUAUGGGAAUUUUUGAUGGAUUGCCAGUGUCUCGAGACAAGGAAGCUCUAUGAUGUACUACUUCUUCAUGGGAAAUCGUUGGCAUGUGUCGUCAUAUCAAGCUAUCAUCAGCCCCUUCAACUACUCAUGUAAUCAAUCGGAAGACAAUUUUAAUCUAGCUGGCAUGUUCUAUAUUUGAAAACUAGUUUAAUUAUAUUAUGAUUUUGUAAUAUGAGGUUACUUAAUUGAUAUAAUUGACUACAUCAAGGCUUUUGUUUAUUAUGCUUGAAUGAAAGGGUUUAAUUGAAAG